Falco peregrinus (peregrine falcon) is the source of this 3124-nucleotide messenger RNA. RefSeq names its product acyl-CoA synthetase bubblegum family member 1 (gene ACSBG1). NCBI's taxonomy places the organism in Eukaryota, Metazoa, Chordata, Aves, Falconiformes, Falconidae. Bases 46 to 2142 code for a protein of 698 amino acids. The record is from RefSeq and is a predicted model, not a curated record. The transcript is spliced from 14 exons. Gene Ontology annotation, molecular function: long-chain fatty acid-CoA ligase activity. Gene Ontology annotation, cellular component: endoplasmic reticulum; membrane.
CAGUCCUUCAGCAUUUUUGUGACCAGCUUUAGCGGGUUUGUCAGCAUGCCUAGCAGUGGAGAGACUCUUACGAAAAAAUCACAAGAUGAAAAUGCAAUGAAUAUUUCAGAAAGCUCUGAAAAUGGAACCUUUCCAGAUGCACAGACUGUCUGCAGAGACUGGCUUCCUCAUUUGGAGGUGACCCAAGAUGAAGGCAUAGAGCCAACAGAGUCUCUGUGGACUUCCUUUGCUGACGGCAGAGUCAGGCUGCGAAUAGAUAACUCGUGUCCACAGACUCCCAUAACAGUUCAUCAGAUGUUCAAGACGAGUCUAGAAAAAUAUGGAUCUCUUAAUGCUUUGGCCAGCAAAAAGGACGGAAAAUGGGAGAAGAUAACUUUUUCAGAGUAUUAUUGCCUCUCCAGGAAAGCAGCCAAGAGCUUCUUGAAGCUUGGUCUAGAACGAUUUCACAGCGUAUCAAUCCUUGGAUUUAAUUCUCCAGAAUGGUUCAUCUCAGCUGUUGGAGCUGUUUUUGCUGGAGGAAUUGUCACAGGAAUAUAUACAACCAGUUCUCCCGAGGCCUGCCACUACAUUGCUCAUGACAGCAAAACCAAUAUCAUGGUUGUGGAAAACUGGAAACAAUUGGACAAGAUAAUGCAGAUCUGGAAUCGCUUGCCACACUUGAAAGCCGUUGUGCUAUAUAAGGAUUCCAUUCCAGAGAGACAUCCAAAUUUGUAUACGAUGGAAGAGUUUCUGGAAUUGGGAGAUGACGUAUCUGAUUCUACUUUGGAUGAUAUUAUUAACUCCCAAAAGCCAAAUCAAUGCUGUGUACUAAUAUACACAUCCGGAACAACUGGGAAGCCAAAAGGAGCUAUGCUGAGUCAUGACAAUAUAACUUGGACGUCAGCACAUUGCAGCAGAGCAGGAGAUAUGCAACCUGCAGAGGUCCAGCAGGAAUCUAUAGUCAGUUAUCUCCCGCUCAGCCACAUAGCCGCGCAGAUAUACGACCUGUGGACUGGAAUCAAGUGGGGCGAGCAAGUGUACUUUGCUGAGCCAGAUGCUCUGAAGGGCAGCUUGAUCAACACACUGAGAGAAGUGCAGCCAACGUCUCACAUGGGGGUUCCCCGAGUGUGGGAGAAAAUCAUGGAGAAAUUAAAGGAUGCUUCUGCUCAGUCAGGAUUUAUGAAGAAGAAGAUGCUGUCAUGGGCUAUGGCACUUAGCUUAGAGAGAAACCUGAAGUGCUCAAGCAGCAGCGAUGUAAAGCAGUUCUGGGCAAGGUUAGCAGACUACUUGGUGCUGGCAAAGAUUCGCAGCGCGCUGGGUUUGUCGGCCUGUCAGAAGCACUUCUCCGGUGCUGCCCCCCUCAAUACUGAAACGCUGUAUUUCUUCUUGGGUCUGAACAUCACCUUGUACGAGGCUUACGGGAUGAGUGAGACCACAGGCCCGCAUUGCUUAUCUGGGCCCUACAUUUACAGGCAGCACAGCUGUGGUAAACCAGCCCCUGGCUGCAGGGUGAAAUUGGUGGAUGAAGAUGAAGAAGGCAAUGGGGAAAUCUGUUUCUGGGGGAGGACUGUUUUCAUGGGCUAUUUAAAUAUGGAAGAUAAAACAAAAGAAGCCUUUGAUAAGGAUGGGUGGCUGCAUUCUGGAGAUUUAGGAAAACUAGACGAGGAUGGCUUUCUCUAUGUCACUGGAAGAAUUAAAGAUUUGAUUAUUACAGCUGGAGGUGAAAACGUGCCUCCAAUUCCAAUUGAAGAUGCCGUUAAAAAAGAGCUCCCAAUUGUUAGUAAUGCUAUGGUGAUUGGAGAUAAAAAGAAGUUUUUGUCAAUGUUGCUGACCCUAAAGAGUGUGCUGGACCCAGAUACAUCCGAUCCUACUGACAUUCUCACUGAGCAAGCUAGAGACUUCUGCCAGAAGACUGGGAGUAAAGCCACCAAAGUAUCGGAGAUUGUAGCUACAAGAGACCAGGCGAUCUACCAGGCCAUUCAGGAGGGAAUCAACAAAGUCAACAUGAACGCUACCAACAGGGUGCAUUGUAUUCAAAAAUGGAUAGUCCUGCCGAGAGAUUUUUCCAUUUCUGGGGGAGAACUAGGUCCAACAAUGAAGCUAAAACGGCUCACUGUGCUUGAGAAAUACAGAAGUGAAGUAGACUCCUUCUAUGAAGAGUAAGAAGUCUUUUGUUCAAGUAUUAAGACCUGUGAGCUAAAAAACCUAUUUCCUAAUCAAAGCAUUAACGAAGAUUUAUGCUCGUUUUGAUUGUGUAGUCUAUUGAACUGAACCACUAGAAAACUGCUGUGUCAAUUUAGUUGUUCCUGAUACUCACCUGAUGGUUUGUCCUUUUUACAGAAGCAUCUAUGCAGCGUGUCCAUUUUCUAAUACUGUUUUUACUUUAUGACCUACAUGAUUAAGAUUAAAAACAUUCUUUUGUGUUGCAUAAAGCAGGUAUAACAAAUUAAUUCUUCUAAACUGAAACACAGAAAAUUUUUUUGUAUAGCUAUCUUUUUUGUUGUUGUUUCUUCUACAGGACGGUGCCUGUAGCUCAUGAUAUAUUUUGGUAGAUCAGUAGUUAGCAGUACUGCUUAGUGAAACUGACACCACUCCAAUAAUAAUUAUUUAAAAAAAAAAAACAAACACAAAAGGGCUGGUUUUCUUCCUCUCCCAGGGAAGAGUUUCUUCUUGUUCACUAACAAAUUUCACAAUCUAAAGACACUCCUCUUCUGUUUUUACAGUGGCUAGAAUUCAGACUUUUGUGAAAACAGCAGCUCAUAAUUUCUUAAAUCCAUGUUGAUUGCUCCUAAAAACAAAUAAUCAAAAAAGGUGGGGGAAUAGUUCAUUAAGACUGGAAGACAUAAUGUAGCUCUCACAUUAAAGCGCUCUCAGAACAGAAACAUCUUUAAAAUUGUUUACAGCACUUUUAAGCAAAAGAGUUUAGAAGUAACGUUUGUUUGCAUGUUUCAGUAUUCAGGUUGUACCAGUUCUGACAGACGUGAGCUGCAGGUCUUCCCCAUAUGGAAAAAUUAAUCAUUAUGUGAAGGACAUACGUGACAGAAAGUGGUCUAAAGUGUUUGUGGUUGGCGAGUUACAAUAGCCAGGCAGGCUCCAGCCACUGUUCUCCAUCAAAAAACUCAUGCAGGACUGGAUGUUGUUUCCA